Messenger RNA from Clavispora lusitaniae ATCC 42720, 747 nucleotides. The record is from RefSeq and is a predicted model, not a curated record. Lineage: Eukaryota; Fungi; Ascomycota; Pichiomycetes; Serinales; Metschnikowiaceae.
AUGGACUUCAACAAAUUACCCGAUGCAUUCAUCAAGACAGCCGAGGUCUUCGGUGUGAAGUAUAGUGCCAAUUCCAUCAGCGUGAAUGAAAAGAAGAUUAUCGAUAGGGUUGGGGGGAUUCCAAAGGAUGAAGACGUGACCAAUCUACUGCCUAUUCAAAGAAAGUUCAUUGAAGAAGCACCUGAACCACUUGUGUCUGGAGAUCAAUGGAGAUUCUAUGACAAACCGGAACAAAUUGACUUAUUGAUAAAGUGGCUAAAUCCGUGGGGAAAAAGGGAAUCACAAUUGCGAAAGGAGUUGUUACGAGUGAAAGAAGGCUUGAUAGCAAGUAUCAAUGGAAGGCGUAAAGCACUUUGGCUUGAUCAGCUACCUAAGGAAGUUUUGGAAAUUCAAUCGAACAUUGACAAGGUCAGUGAGAAGAUUCUUGGAAUGCAACAAAACGCAUCCAAGAAGAGCGACUCGGAAGACAGUGGCGAUGAGCUGAUGACUAGAAAACGUUCAAGGAGGUCGACCUAUACUCCCAACAAAAGACAGAAGACCAUGGAAGAAGCUAUGAAAAGCGGAACUCUAGAAGAACUUUUGCAACUAAAGGUGCAAUUACACGAAUCGUUGGAAGAAAAGGUUGCUGAGAAUCAUACCACCCGAGUUUUGGAAUGGAUCAAUUCAACUACACGAGAAAAUUUUGAUCGUUCAUUAUACGAAGGAGGAGACAAACCUAGACCUCGAGCCAAACGGCCUAAAAAAUGA